This is a messenger RNA of Esox lucius (northern pike), 7703 nucleotides long. RefSeq names its product protein tyrosine phosphatase receptor type M. Gene Ontology annotation, molecular function: protein binding; protein tyrosine phosphatase activity. Gene Ontology annotation, biological process: protein dephosphorylation. The transcript has 37 exons. NCBI's taxonomy places the organism in Eukaryota, Metazoa, Chordata, Actinopteri, Esociformes, Esocidae. The coding region runs from base 315 to 4988 and encodes 1557 amino acids. Gene Ontology annotation, cellular component: membrane. The record is from RefSeq and is a predicted model, not a curated record.
AGAGAGAGCGCGCGGACAGCACAGGGAGCUCGCGUAACGGAACCCAGUCUAUCCUCCCCGCGUAAUACCGGAGUGCAGAGAUUCCUCCCCGCGCCAAGUCUGUUGGAAGUCGAAGAGGAGCCGUUGUUGCUAAACACACCGACACAAGGAAAGACACGAAAGGAGGAGGGAGAAGAAAACAGUUGUAUCAUAAAUCGAUUAGAUGCCAACUAUAGGAAGGCAGAUAUUCAACUUGUGACAGACAUAAGAAGAGUUUUCUCGCUCCACAGUUAACCCCGCUACCGGGGGUUAACACAACGGCUGUUCUUGUCGACAUGGAUAAAGUUAUACGCUGUCUCUUGGCUGCUAUUAGCUUGCUGUUAACGGUUCGAGGAGAACUCUAUAAAGGCGACUGUAGCUUCGAGAGGCCGUUGGCGGCGUGUGGCUACACCCAGGGCAGAGAGGACGACCUGGACUGGGAACAGGUCAACACCAGGGAGAAGCCUUCAUCUCACCCGUGGAUGCCUCCAGAUUCAGCCUUCAUAAUGGUCAACAGUUCGGGCCGUUACCCUGGACAGAAGGCUCUCUUGCUGACCCCCCAGCUAAAGGAGAACGACACCCACUGCGUCCUGUUCCAGUACUUCCUGUCUGGACGCGAGGGGGCGGGGCCAGGGCCGGGGCAGCUCAACGUUUACAUCAGAGAGAACAACAGCCCCCUGGGCAUGCCUGUGUGGAACGUGUCUGGGCCAGCCACCAGGUCCUGGGGACAGGUAGAACUGGCCAUCUCCACCUACUGGCCCAACUUCUACCAGGUGGUGUUUGAAGUGGUGACCUCCGGCCAAAGGGGCCUGGUGGCUAUCAAAGACGUGGUUCUUCAGGGUCAUCAAUGCAUGAACACCCCCCACUUCCUGACUAUAAAGGGCGUAGAGGUCAAUGCUGGACAGACGGCUGCCUUCCACUGUACCGUCAAUGGACGACAGAGGGACAACUUCAACCUCUGGCUGCAGGGUAUUGGAGGACGUGAGGCCCCAAUGAAGUCUACUAAGCCUUGGAAUAACCGUCGAUUCAUUGGGACCUUUGACCUGGAGAACACAACCAAGGAUGACUCGGGACGAUACCGCUGCAUCGUCCAUUCUGACAAGGGAGUGGGCGUGUCCAACUACGGAGAGCUCACCAUUAAACAGCCGCCGGUGCCCAUCGCCCCCCCCCAGCUGACAGCCGUCGGCGCCACCUACCUGUGGAUUCAGCUCAACGCCAACUCCAUCAACGGCGACGGCCCAAUCAUCGACCGCGAGGUGGAGUAUCGGACUGUUUCAGGGACCAUGUAUGACCUGCAGCCAGUGGACAAAACCACCCACAAGAUCGGCCACCUGACACCUGACACGGAGUAUGAGAUCAGUGUGCUGCUGACCAGACCCCUGGAUGGAGGGACCGGAGCACCUGGACCCCCACUCAGGGCCAGGACCAAGUGUGCAGAACCCAUUCACGGCCCCAGGCGCCUUCAAGUCCUUGACGUCCAAUCUAAACAGGUUACCAUUCGCUGGGAGCCAUUCGGCUACAAUGUGACGCGUUGCCAUAGCUACAACUUAACCGUACAGUACCGGUACCGCAUGGCCGGCAAAGAGGAGAACCGGGAGGAGGUGUGUUAUGACACCCAGGGUCGUGACCCUCAGCACACUAUCCACAACCUGACCCCCUACACCAACCUGUCUGUCAAACUGGUCCUGAAGAACCCAGAGGGGGUGAAAGAGAGCACAGAGCUGGAGCUACAGACAGAUGAGGACGUUCCCGGGGACGUUCCUCUACAGUCAAUCCAGGGCAGUGCCUACGAGGAGAAGAUUGUCCUCAGGUGGAGGGAACCAGCUCAGACCUACGGAAUCAUCACUCAGUAUGAGAUCUCCUACAAGGCGGUGAGUUCUUUCGACCCAGAGCUGGAUCUGUCCAAUCAGAGUGGCAAGGUGUUAAAACUGGGCAAUGAGACCAGUCACAUCUUCCUGGGGCUCUAUCCAGGCUCCACAUACUCCUUCACUCUCAGAGCUUCUACCGCCAAGGGCUACGGUCCCCCCGUCAUCACCCAGUUCACCACAAAAAUAUCAGCCCCCUCCAUGCCAGCUUAUGAUCAGGAGACUUCUCUGAACCAGACGGACAGCACAGUGACUUUCCUGCUGAAACCGGCCCAGAGCAGAGGGGCACCGGUCAGCGUGUACCAGGUGGUGGUGGAGGAGGAGAGACCGCGGAGGGCCAGGAGGGGCUCGGCUGAGAUCCUCCGCUGUUACCCGGUGCCCAUUCACUUCCAGAAUGCCUCGGCCCUCAGCUCCCAGUACUACUUCAGCGCCGAGUUCCCCGCCGCCGGGCUGCAGGCGCCGCAGCCCUUCACCGUGGGGGACAACAAGACCUAUGGAGGCUACUGGAACACACCCCUGCUGCCCCAGAAGAGCUACAGCGUCUACUACCAGGCUGUCAGCACAGCUAACGGGGAGACCAAGAUUGACUGUGUCCGUGUUGCCUCUAAAGCUGCCAUCCUGGUCAGUCAGCUCACCACUCCUUACGUCCGCAUGGCACCGGCGGCUGGUGACAACCAACUAACAGGAGCGGCCACCCACCGGCCAGACGCGGUGGAGCCGGAGAAACAGACAGAUCACACCGUGAAGAUAGCAGGAGUCAUCGCUGGAAUCCUCCUCUUCGUCAUCAUCUUCCUCGGAGUUGUCCUCCUCAUGAAGAAAAGAAGAACCUAUCAGUCCUACACUUAUUACCUAAAGCUGGCCAAGAAGCGCAAGGAGACGUUGAGCACUCGUCAGGAGAUGACUGUGAUGGUGAACUCCAUGGAUAAGAGUUAUACGGAGCAGGGGACUAACUGUGACGAGGCCUUGUCCUUCAUGGAUACACACAGUCACACCCUGAACGGGCGCAGCGAGUGUGCCCUCACGCUGAACGGGCGCAGCGAGUGUGCCCUCACGCUGAACGGGCGCAGCGAGUGUGCCCUCACGCUGAACGGGCGCAGCGAGUGUGCCCUCACGCUGAACGGAAGAACAGCUACAUCCCCCUCCUCCUUUACUCUGAAUAAGUCUAAUACUCUGAAUACAACACUGGCCAAGUCAUAUUAUCCAGAUCCUUUUGUGCCAACUGCUAUCCUAGUGCCCAUUAAUGAUGAGAGCCAGCCAGGGGCCAGCAGCUGCAGUGACACCAGCAGUCUGGUCCAGUCUCAUGGUCACUCUUUGAGAAAACGCGAGGGCGCCGUAGAUGUGCCGUACCAGACCGGACAACUCCACCCCGCCAUCCGAGUGGCUGACCUGCUCCAGCACAUCACGCAGAUGAAGUGUGCCGAGGGAUACGGUUUCAAGGAGGAGUACGAGAUCAACGAGAGCUUCUUUGAAGGACAGUCUGCUCCUUGGGACUCUGCGAAGAAAGAUGAGAAUCGGAUGAAGAACCGUUAUGGGAACAUCAUUGCAUAUGAUCACUCCCGAGUCAGACUCCAACCCCUGGAGGGCGAGCAGAACUCCGAUUACAUUAAUGCAAAUUACGUUGAUGGCUACCACAGGCCAAACCACUACAUUGCAACCCAAGGUCCGAUGCAGGAGACGGUGUUUGAUUUCUGGAGGAUGGUGUGGCAGGAGAACACGGCUGCUAUUGUCAUGGUCACCAACCUGGUGGAAGUAGGCAGGCAGGUGAAGUGCUGUAAGUACUGGCCAGAUGACACAGAGAUCUACAGAGACAUCAAGGUGACGUUGAUGGAGACCCAGCUGCUGUCAGAAUACGUUAUCCGGACUUUCGCUGUUGAGAAGAGAGGUGCCCAUGAAAUCCGGGAGAUCCGCCAGUUUCAUUUCACGGGUUGGCCAGACCACGGCGUGCCGUACCACGCCACCGGGCUCCUGGGCUUCAUACGCCGUGUCAAGACCAAGACCCUGACCAACGCUGGACCCAUGGUCAUCCACUGCAGUGCGGGUGCCGGUCGGACAGGCUGUUUCAUGGUGAUUGACAUCAUGCUGGACAUGGCUGAAAGAGAGGGUGUGGUGGACAUCUACAACUGUGUCAGAGAGCUGCGCUCCAGGAGGGUCAACAUGGUGCAGACAGAGGAGCAGUAUGUUUUCAUCCAUGAUGCCAUCUUGGAAGCAUGUCUUUGUGGUGACACCACAAUCCCAGCCAAUCAGCUUCGCUCUGUCUACUAUGAAAUGAACCGAUUGGACCCCCAGACCAACUCCUCCCAGAUCAAAGAGGAGUUCAGGACUCUGAACAUGGUGACCCCUACGUUGCGUGUGGAGGACUGCAGCAUCGCCCUGCUCCCCAGGAACCACGAGAAGAACCGCUGCAUGGACGUCCUGCCGCCCGACCGCUGUCUGCCCUUCCUCAUCACCAUCGACGGGGAGAGCUCCAACUACAUCAACGCCGCACUCAUGGAUAGUUACAAGCAGCCGUCGGCGUUCAUCGUUACCCAGCAUCCUUUGCCCAACACGGUGAAGGAUUUCUGGCGGCUGGUGUUGGACUACCACUGUACAUCCAUAGUGAUGCUGAAUGAUGUGGAUCCAGCACAGCUAUGUCCCCAGUACUGGCCUGAGAAUGGAGUCCAUCGCCACGGGCCCAUUCAGGUGGAAUUUGUCUCAGCUGACCUGGAGGAAGACAUCAUCAGUAGGAUAUUCAGGAUCUACAAUGCUGCACGGCCUCAGGAUGGCUACCGUAUGGUCCAGCAGUUUCAGUUCCUUGGUUGGCCGAUGUACCGAGACACCCCCAUGUCCAAACGCUCCUUCCUCAAACUUAUCAGACAAGUGGCAAAAUGGCAGGAGGAGUAUGAUGGAGGGGAGGGCCGUACCGUGGUUCACUGUCUUAAUGGAGGUGGUCGCAGUGGAACGUUCUGUGCCAUAAGCAUUGUGUGUGAGAUGUUACAGCACCAACGUUCUGUUGACGUUUUCCACGCCGUCAAAACACUGAGGAACAACAAACCCAACAUGGUGGACCUACUGGACCAGUACAAGUUCUGCUACGAAGUUUCUCUGGAGUACCUUAACUCUGGAUAAACCAGUCCUGACACCUGUCGGACAGCCAGAACCCUGGGCCCGUGGGCCACUGACUGGUUGGACACUCUGGGAAAGACUGCAGCACAGACGGACCUAUGCCAUCGGAAUGAAACAAUGUGAACAAGAACCCCCCCCCCCCCCCCACACACACACACACACACACACAUUCAAACACACACACUGCCCUCUUAUACCCCGUGUCCAGUCUAAUGGAAGAGUGGGCAGUGUGUACAGCCUAUAUGUAUUUCCACCAGUGUUUGUGUUGACUCUGUUUGCGGUCAGGGAGGGUUUCCGAAGCACAAUGUUUUACACUGAAGUGACUGUCCUGUUAUCUGACCCUUUGACCCAUGGCCACCACACCAUAACCCUUGACCCCUAGACCACGUCAGAUUCCUGCUACAUGUAAAUAUACUUGCAAAAAAGGGGGGAUUCUAAUUCUGUGUAGACGUGGAAUUUCUCUCCGAUCACAACGGUGUGUAGGGGUUAGGGGAGGAGGAGUUAGGAGAGGAGGAGUUAGGAGAGGAGGAGUUAGGAGAGGAGGUGUUAGGAGAGGAGGAGUUAGGAGAGGAGGAGUUAGGAGAGAGAAGUGGGCCCUGAGCAGGGGUUGGGACAUACGUUAUUUGAGUUGUUUUGUUCUGAACGCAGCUUGUCUUUUCUUUCUUUCUUUCUGUACUUUCCAUUGUUUGUCUGGGUUAGUGGAGAAAAAACACUGAUAUGUUAGCUAACAAAGGUCUUUCGCCUGAGUGGAACAACAAUCAAACAUAAGACUUACCUAUUUGCAUUUAGGGACAGUUUGAAAUGUACUGGUGGAGGGCUGGUUCAAAAAUGACAAAGGGAUGUCUAUCUUUUAUUAUAUUAUGUUAUUGUUAUUAUACUUUUUUACUUAACACUGUGUUUCUUUUUUUUUAACACAAGGGAUGGUAGUUAUUGUUCUGUUCAUUUAGUUUAAAAUGUCGAUAAACGUUUACUUUGUUUCAUUGUGAACACAUCACAUCAGUAGGAUUUGUGCAAAUGUUCUAAAAUCCAUCUAGUGGGAAAACACCUUUCUCAAAGCAAACCACACAUGUGAUCGGUUUCAUGGGACCGAAAUACAUGUUGGAAUGUUUCAAAGAUGGGGGACCUGAGGAUGCUGACACUACUAUGAACCAGGAUAAAAUGUACAAGUUGUAUACACUUGAAUGGGUAAAUUGGUUAGAAAAUGCUGACGGCCUCCCUGCAGAUUGUAGGAUUGUAAACGACAUGUGCAGUGCUUAACCACUGAACAAACCAAGAAGUGUGUUGACCGCAAAGGCACAAAAAUUACUGUUUAGAAUAUUCUUUUUUUUGUAAUUUCAUCCUUUAAAAAAAUUUUUUUAUACAUACAUAUUAGGGAGGGUUGUGCCUUUGUGUUAACUCCUCAAGAUCUCGCAGGACAUUUUAAAGCGCCCCGUUGUGAAACGUGAGAGAAAUGGUGUCCUUAGAUAGCUUUGGAGAAGUGUCUCCAUUCUGAGGCACUGAGAGAGUGGUCUGAGGGAUGGAGGGUGUGGUCUGAGGGAUGGAGGGUGUGGUCUGAGGGAUGGAGGGUGUGGUCUGAGGGAUGGACGGUGUGGUCUGAGGGAUGGAGGGUGUGGUCUGAGGGAUGGAGGGUGUGGUCUGAGGGAUCGAGGGUGUGGUCUGAGGGAUGGAGGGUGUGGUCUGAUAGAGGGAGUUAUCUAAGGGACUAAGGGUUUGAUCUGAUAAGUACUAUGUUUUGUUUUUCAGUGAGAUAAGGGGAAAGAAUAUCGGAACAUUGAUGGGUGUUAUAAAACGGUUCCCAAGCUUUUCGAAAUAACGUUUCUGUUCCAGAACCCUAGAAAUAACUUUUAUAUUAUGUUCCUUAAAAUAUAUAUAAAUAUUAUAUGUUUUUUCUGUUUUGUUCACUGAACCAGGUCCAACCCCUGGGACUGACGUAUGGUACUAUGGUUGUUUAUAUGCCUUUAUAUCCUCAUCAGAAGACAACAACAAAAUGCUUCAGUAUUUUUCCAUCUCUCUUGGAAUGCAAACUAUUCUGUCUGUAACGUAGUGUGUUCAUUUUAUAUCUCUCUGCCUCAGAAUCAUGUUUUACUCAGAGUUUAAAUGAUAACAUUGUGAUCCUCAAACAGGAAGUUAAAUUGCCUAAAUGUUGCUAAAUGUCCUGUAAAAUAUGAAUUAUAGAUUUACUAUCAUUGUUGGUUUUUAUUCAUGGCUUCUGGCGUGGGAUGGAGUUGGAACAAAGAAAAUUAACACUUAGUGUCUGGUUUCACAGACACGGGUUAUGUUUAGUCCUAGGAAGGAGGAUCUCCAUUGGUCUUAGUGUUUUUAGUCCAGGACUGGACUCAAUCUGUGUCCGUGGACCCGGUCCUGUGAAAGGAAGUCCCCAUCCCAGUCAAUGGGUUAGCAGUGAAAAGACUGGCGGUCAUAAUUCUGUUUCUAUAGGCACAAUCUACCUACUUAUGUUUGCCCUGCCUGUUUCAAGGGAUCCAAAGCUUUAUUUGCACUCCCAUUUAGUUUUUCUUGUUGUGCAUAUUGUAAAUAUCUCUGUACAUUAUUUAUUUGCAGUCUGUUAUGUAAUAAUGUUUUGGUGAAUGGCAGUUUAAGUGACAAUCAUCUUUUCUGGGUCUGUUGUUUUGAUUGUGUUGUUGUGAGAUUUUCUUUUUUUGUCAUAUUGUAUGAAGGAUGAGUUCCACUGUAAAAACCUAUAAAUGUCCCUAAAAAUGA